This is a messenger RNA of Melanotaenia boesemani (Boeseman's rainbowfish), 1949 nucleotides long. It is a transcript of the gene ncaph2, whose product is annotated as non-SMC condensin II complex, subunit H2. Gene Ontology annotation, cellular component: condensin complex; nucleus. The transcript has 20 exons. Gene Ontology annotation, molecular function: chromatin binding. Gene Ontology annotation, biological process: mitotic sister chromatid separation; meiotic chromosome condensation. NCBI's taxonomy places the organism in Eukaryota, Metazoa, Chordata, Actinopteri, Atheriniformes, Melanotaeniidae. The record is from RefSeq and is a predicted model, not a curated record. Bases 83 to 1861 code for a protein of 592 amino acids.
AUUAGCGCGGGUACUUUGACUGCAGGCUAACGGCCGAAAACAUUUAUCUUCCGGUGGCUCGUUUGCGUCUCGCUGACCUGUCAUGGAGUCUACAGAGAGUAAAUUCGCCCACCUGCUGCAACCAAUCAAAGAGCUUACCAAGAACUGGGAGGUGGACGUGGCGUCUGAGCUCAACGACUAUCUGGAGGAGCUGGAUGACAUGUGCAUCACCUUUGAUGGAGGGAAAACCAGGCUGAACUUUGCAGAAGCUGCGCUGCUGAUUCAAGGCUCCGCCUGCAUCUACAGCAAGAAGGUGGAGCUGUUGCACAGCCUGGUCUACCAGACUCUGGAAUACAUCAGCGACAGGAACAAGAGACGGAACAAAGAGGCGGCGGCGGGUCGGAAAGGUGAUGCAGGCGGAGCGGAGAGCAGCUGUGAUGGUGAAGAUGGAGAGUUCAGUCCUGUGGACCUGGAGGUAUCUGAAACCUCCAAGAUGUCUGACUCCACCAUGACCGCCUAUGUUACUCCUCUUCCUCCCGAGUCUCUGAUUCCUCCAGAAACUCACGAGAAGCAUAAGCUGCCCCUCAUCAGUGUGAAAGGUGAAGUGGUCUGCAGCCAGAAGGACUUCCGGAUCAACCUGUUCUUCCCAGGAGAGGAGGACCUGAUCCUGCUCACGCUCAGAUCAACUGCAGCGUCCAGGUUUCUACUGGACCAGCACCUUGUGGACUCUGAGGACCACCAGAAUCAUCAGCAGCCAGACGGUGCUGUAGAGAACUUCCUCCCUAUUGAUGACAACAUGGAUCUGGACCAGGACCAAGACCCGGGCCAGGACCAGGACCAAGACCCGGACCCAGAGGAGCAUGUGGAGCGGCACCAACUCUCGGCUCCUAGUGACGGCCGGAUGAUCCUAGACAGACGUCAUGUAGAGGCUGAAAGACGGAGGCAGGAGGAGGCGGAGCUUCCAUUAUGUGUGGACAUCUGGACGCUGCAUGACCCGUACCAUGCUGUGGGGGAGGAGAAGCCCUUUAAACCAGGGAAGUGUUACAGAGUUCCUGAUGGUCUGGAUGGCGGAAAGAGGAAAAGGAAGCGAGCGGCGUCACUGCAGGACUUCAGGACCUGGUUCAGAGGAACUUAUGAUUCUCCGAAGCGAAGGUUAAAAACUGGCCCCACCUUCACAGACCUGAACUACAUCUAUCUGGAGACGUUAAAGGACAGAGUGAGGACACACAGGAGGAUCUACAGGACGGCUGGUGUGGCAGCUUCAGAGGAUGAGCUCCUAAGGACCUUCCUGCAGCCAGAGGAGGUGGGGCCAGAGCAGGGGGAGGAGCCUAUGGACGGUUUCCAACAAGCUGACGUCUUUGGUGGAGACGGCAACUCGGACAACGAACAGGAAGCGUUUCCUGACCAAGUUCCGGCUGAAUUAGGAGAAGGAGGAGACCUCAUGUCACCCGAAAACCAGAUGGACGGGAUGACGUAUGAAGACCUGGUGAAGCUGCGAGUGGAUCAGCUGGUGGUGAACAGUCAGGGCUACACUCAGGAGACGGCUCUGUCCCGCAGAGUCAAAGACUGGGAGGACAAGAUCCGUCCAGAGCUGCUGCAGCAGGAGGAGCGUCCAGCGUUCAACAUCCACAACUAUAGCGAGCGGAUCGUGGGAGCGCUGAACGCCGUUGGCCACUGCAGGACAUUCGCCUCCAUCGUUCACGGGCUGGACGAGAUGGAGGUCUGCAAGUACCUGCUGGCUUCACUGCAGCUGGCCAACGACUACACGGUGGACAUUAACAGUGCUGCUGGUCUAGAGGACAGUUUGGACACCAUGUCUCUGACUCUGCUCAGCACUCACAGAGCGACGGACAGGUUUAAAACUCUGCCAGGGUCCACCUGAGGACGUCCAGGACCACCUGAGGACGUCCCCAACCAGCUGAACUCUCUGAAUCAUGAACUUUUUUUCUAAUAAAACUGCAUGUGGAGUC